Messenger RNA from Entamoeba dispar SAW760, 861 nucleotides. Its product is annotated as 60S ribosomal protein L7A-2, putative. The record is from RefSeq and is a predicted model, not a curated record. Lineage: Eukaryota; Evosea; Mastigamoebida; Endamoebidae. The coding region runs from base 1 to 861 and encodes 286 amino acids. Gene Ontology annotation, biological process: ribosome biogenesis. The transcript has a single exon. Gene Ontology annotation, cellular component: ribonucleoprotein complex.
AUGUCUGGAAAAUCUAACAAACAAAAACAAACAAAACAAACCAACCCACUUAUUGUUGCUAAUAAGAAGGUAUUUGGAAAAGGUAAUGUAGCUCAUCCACGUGAUUUGACCAGAUAUGUUAAAUAUCCACUAUAUGUUAGAAUUCAAAAAGAAAAGAGAUUAUUAAUGAAAAGAUUAAAGACCCCACCAGCAGUCAACAUCUUUGCUAAUCAUACUCUUGAUAAAAGUAAUGCUACUCAAUUAUUCAAAAUUCUUGAUCACAUUAAACCAGAAGAAAGAGCUGCUAAAUUACAAAGAAUUAGAGCUGCUGCUAAAGAAUUAGCUGAAAAAACACAAAAAGGUGAAAAAGCUACUGCUUCAAAGAAAACUGAAAAACCAGCUACCCUUAGUUAUGGUAUUAAUAAUGUUGUUAGAUUAAUUGAAAGAAAACAAGCUAAAUUAGUUGUUAUUGCUCAUGAUGUUGAACCAUUAGAAAUGGUUGUUUAUCUUCCAUACCUUUGCAAGAAAUUACAAGUCCCAUAUUGUAUUGUUAAAGGAAAGGCUAGACUUGGACAAUUAAUUCACAGACCAACUGCUGCAGUUGUUGCUGUUACUGAAACUAAGAAAGAAGACAAAGCUGCAUUUGAAUCACUUGUUCAAAACGUCAAAUCUAUUUACUUCGAGAAUGCUCAUAUGUACAGAGAAUUCGGUGGUAGAAUUAAUGGAUUCAAACAUAAUGAAAAACAAAAGAAGAUUCAAAAUAAACUUAAUAAAGAUCUUGCUGAUAAAGCAAAACAACAAGCUGCUUUAACUGUUACCACUGCUGUCGAAGAAAAAGCUGCUCCAGUUGCUGAAGAAAAGAAGGCUGACAAGACUGCUUAA